Messenger RNA from Rhizoctonia solani, 1071 nucleotides. RefSeq names its product Retrovirus-related Pol polyprotein from transposon TNT 1-94. The transcript has a single exon. Bases 1 to 1071 code for a protein of 356 amino acids. The record is from RefSeq and is a predicted model, not a curated record. Lineage: Eukaryota; Fungi; Basidiomycota; Agaricomycetes; Cantharellales; Ceratobasidiaceae.
AUGGAUUGGGGGGAAUUGGUUGUUCCACCUGCUGAGGGGGAGAGAAUGACUUGCACCAACAGCACUGCGGAACAACGCAACAAAAAUGCUAGAACAGGGGGAGCAAAUCAAGUCAGUGAACAAAUCAAGUCAGAAACAAAACACGCUAGUGAGCUGAAAGAUAUAAAAAGCAAAGGAAAGAACAAACAGAAAGCAUUGAACUCACCAAGCCAAUCUACUGAGCCUAAACUCACUACUCAUGCUGCUGUUCCUAAACCCAGCUCUACUUGUUCUAAGCUUACUAUGCCCCACUCUGGGACUUGUCUUGAUACUGCUGAAUCUGCUUGCAAGAUCAAUGCAAACCCCUCCCUCAAGUCCUCUGGCGUCCAAACCUGUUGCCAAAACCCCAACAAGCCCAAGCUCACCUUGGACACCAACUAUGGAGGUGUCAAGAUCACUGUCAAAGACACUGCUGCCGCUCCCACCGGUUUGUCUAGCCCAAACAUCCCUGGUGCAUUCACUAACUACGUUACAGAACUUGACAAAUACUGCAAUGACUCAGGAAGCAAUUACUCCAACGCAUACAUCCUUGGAACAAGCGCAAAUCAACACAAUUCAGUCACCAACAUCACCUUGUUUUGUUCCCACAUCCCCUUGCUUGUCUCUGACACCUUGUCUAUUAUAUCCGCCCCAACUAUCCCAACCAAACUUGCCUCUGAAUUGGCUGCACAGGAGGAACCACGGAUCCCGGCCUUCACCCCGACCGGUGAGUUGGCUGGACAAUUUGGUGAACUCAAACUUACCUCAGAACACUUCCCACCGCCAGCAGAAUCCAUCCUGGAGACCUUCACAAACAACAACCCGCACUGGGUUUUUGCCGCCGACCUUCCGGCAACCAGCAAUAACCCAACCACUGAGGAGGCAUUAUCGGGACCGGACACGGACAAAUGGAAGGCAGCAAUGGAACAGGAGAUUGCAACCUUGGAGAAACAGGGAACGUACAACACCUCAACGCUCCCACCAGGCAGGAAGGCAAUGGGAUGCCAAUGGGUACUCACAAUCAAACAAAACAAGGAGGGCCAACCCAUCUGA